Messenger RNA from Sugiyamaella lignohabitans, 891 nucleotides. It is a transcript of the gene MTF1, whose product is annotated as Mtf1p. The record is from RefSeq and is a predicted model, not a curated record. Lineage: Eukaryota; Fungi; Ascomycota; Dipodascomycetes; Dipodascales; Trichomonascaceae. Gene Ontology annotation, cellular component: mitochondrial DNA-directed RNA polymerase complex; mitochondrial matrix. Bases 1 to 891 code for a protein of 296 amino acids. Gene Ontology annotation, biological process: transcription initiation at mitochondrial promoter. The transcript has a single exon. Gene Ontology annotation, molecular function: mitochondrial transcription factor activity.
AUGGGAUAUGACAAGUUCUAUAACAAGAAUGUCACUAUAAUAGAUGCUUACCCCGGACUGGGUGUAUGGUCGGCUGCUUUACAUAAUGUUAUAAGACCGCAAAAUCAUAUUCUUUUAGAGCCUCAUGUAAAUUAUAAGAAUUUUUUGAAGUCGCUUGAGAGGCCCGACAACAGCUGGAGAGUGCAUCCAGAAGAUCCAUUUCGGUGGUCGACGUUUCAAAAUUUGGUAGAUCAGAAAUUAUAUGAGCCACGGAAACUGCCACGAACUGACAUUCACAACGAGAUCAUCUUUACUGCAAAUCUAUCUAUGAUCCAGGGAGAACAGUUAUGUGUCCAAUAUUUAAACUGUGUAACCAACCAGAGCUGGCUUCAGCAAUAUGGACGAGUUCGUAUGCUUCUAUGGGUACGAGAACCAACUGCUGAGAAGCUAUUAGCAACCAAAGAAGCAAAAGCAAGACACCGAGUAUCAGUCCAGUGUGAAUCAUGUACAGAAUCCAGAGUAUUAUUAGGAGAGAUCACGGAUCAAGAAGUUUCACAUAGUGCAUUACUGGAAACAGUCAAAGGAGAUUUCCACCCUCCGAAAUCGGAUCCACCAGUUCUACUCGAAAUCAAUCCGAUAGAAAACCAAGUGGAUUACGUGGAUUCGUUUGAAUAUGUGAUUAAAAUGUUAUUUGUGCUACGAACCAAGCUGUUACGAGAGGCAUUAGGAACACUAGGACCUGGGGCACAGGUCGAUCUGGCCGACCAGUUACAGGAUAUUCUUGACAAGAGACCCCAGGAUAUGAGUCUGGACGAGAUCAAGAGAGUAGUGUAUGCAUUUGAGAUGUGGGCAUUCAAGCCGGAUAUUUUGCAUGAUUUCUAUGACGAUGGAAACGGCGGUCUAGGAACCUAA